This is a messenger RNA of Mus caroli (Ryukyu mouse), 1796 nucleotides long. RefSeq names its product TIR domain containing adaptor protein (gene Tirap). The record is from RefSeq and is a predicted model, not a curated record. Lineage: Eukaryota; Metazoa; Chordata; Mammalia; Rodentia; Muridae. Gene Ontology annotation, molecular function: Toll-like receptor 2 binding; Toll-like receptor 4 binding. Gene Ontology annotation, cellular component: cytoplasm; plasma membrane. Gene Ontology annotation, biological process: positive regulation of tumor necrosis factor production; positive regulation of canonical NF-kappaB signal transduction; toll-like receptor 4 signaling pathway.
CCGGAAGCCGGGGCGCGGGCACUUCCCGGACGAGUCUGCAACCCGCAGCGCGGAGCCGCGUAGACUUUAAGAAACAAUAAUCAACCAACAUACUGAAACACAGAUCCCGAGUCCCACCAAGUCACUUCUCACAGGCUUUCUUGUGUAACCUGCAUCCAGAACAGUAAGUCUAAAUGGAGACACCAAGACCUAGGAAGACUGUUGAAGGCCACGGUCAGCAGGAGGUGCAAACCCAUGCAAUCUACCUGUAAUUGGCUGUCUUCACCAUUUUAUGACUUUGUUUGCCUAGCUGACAGAUCUCAAAUGCCCUCCAGGCCAGGUGAAGCGGAGAACAAUCGCUCUACCAAGUUCAUACCUUGAUGGCUGUUCCAUGAAGUUCAGACUGGAUCUCUUCUCUCCCGCCGUUCCCCCAAUGCCUGCUCUUUCAUGGUUAGUUUGGAGGCCUGCACUAUGGCUUCAUCCUCCUCCGUCCCAGCCUCCCCCACUCAAUCCAAGAAGCCUCGAGACAAGAUAGCUGACUGGUUCAGGCAGGCUCUGUUGAAGAAGCCCAAGAAGAUGCCAAUCUCCCAGGAAAGCCACCUCAGUGAUGGUUCACAGGAUGGUCUCUCACCCUCGAGCUGCAGCUCACCCCCGAGUCACAGUUCACCCGAGAGCCAUAACUCACCCUCGAGCUGCAGUUCAGGAAUGUCACCUACCUCGCCACCAACACACGUGGACAGCAGCAGCAGCAGUGGCCGCUGGAGCAAAGACUACGAUGUCUGCGUGUGCCACAGUGAAGAGGACUUGGAGGCGGCCCAGGAGCUGGUCUCCUACUUGGAGGGUAGCCAGGCCAGUCUACGCUGCUUCCUGCAGCUUCGGGAUGCAGCCCCGGGUGGGGCCAUUGUUUCGGAGCUAUGCCAGGCGCUGAGUCGUAGUCACUGCCGCGUGCUGCUCAUCACUUCAGGCUUCCUUCGGGACCCCUGGUGCAAGUACCAGAUGCUGCAGGCCCUGACGGAGGCCCCGGCGUCGGAGGGUCGCACCAUACCCUUGUUGUCCGGCCUGUCCAGAGACGCCUAUCCGCCGGAACUCCGAUUCAUGUACUAUGUGGAUGGCAGAGGCAAGGACGGAGGUUUUUACCAAGUCAAGGAGGCUGUUAUACACUAUCUGGAGACACUAAGCUGAUACUUGGGCUUUCAUAAGAAAAGCUGGGAAUCGUUCACAGCAGUCAUUAGUCCAGUAUAUACAGCAGGAGGCAUCAGGAGCCAGAGCCAGCUGCACCCUGUUUAUGACACAGGAUCAGAUCACCACCAGCUUCCAUUAUCGUGGGCCCACAAGACGGCCAGGCUGAAGAUGGGAACCACCCCCGCAAGGAGACCAGGAAGAAGAUGGGGACUCCCCAAGAAGGGUAGGAGGAAGCCAGGGACUCCCCCAGGAAGACAACAAGGAAGUCAGAAAUUCGAGUUGUCAAGAGACUGUGCUAUCGGGAAGGUCAGCAGUGUCCCCUCUGCUGCUUAACUAGAUAGGAAGCUGAGACAUGGCUGUCUUCUUCCUCUGGCAUCAGGCACCGGGGGAAAUGGAUACCACUCCUCAAGAGGGGUGAACCCGAUUGAUGAGCCAGAAGUUGCCCAGGGAAGCUGAGAAGAGGUGGCAAGUAUCCAGUCCUUCACACACACACUACCGAAACUCUUUCCCAGAGACGUCAACUCACCUCACAAAACUGGAAGACACAUUCAUCCCCAUACUGAAUUUCACCUAUUGAAAAAAAAAUGUCAUUAAAAAUGCACCCAGAGGGGCUGGGGAGACAGUGGUUCAGCGGU